AUGACAAGAUCAGCUAUUAAUCUUUAUCAAGUUGAUUGCUAGAACUCUUCAAUUUUAUUAGAUGAUUAAGAAUACAAUAUUAGACCAACCAUAGAUUCAUUUUAGGCAUUGACACUUAAAUUAAUAGAUAAACCAAUAAUAGAUUUAGGAGAAUUAUAUUAAAAUAAUACUUUCUCUGAUCAUACAACUACCAAUAAAUCUAUGAUUAGAAGAUUCUCUCAUAAAAAGAAAAUAGAAGUUCAAGUUGUAAAUUUGAAAGAAUAAAAACCUAUUGAAUAAAAAUAAUAAGAUCACUAAGAAGUUUAUAAAAAAUAGAUGAAUACUAAUAAUAUUAAUAGACAUUCAUUAAUUAUGAAAUAAUAAAUAAGAGAUUUAACAAGUAAAAUAAUCUAAAAUAAAUAGAACAUAUGUUCAUUGAUAAUUUUGAUGCAAAUGAAUAUAGAAAGAAAAUUUAAUAAUAGGCAGAGAAUUUAGAAAAAGAAAUGAAAUAAUGUGAUAGAUCAUUUCAGAUCAAAAAAGUAUCUGAAAAAUCUAUAGAUAAUAGUAAUAAUUUGAAUUAAACUGUUAAACCAACAACAGCUCCUUAAGGUUAAAGAAGAACAUAAUAUAUUAUAAAUAAAAAAAUGAUAGAUUUAAAUAUCACUUUACCAUAAUUUAAAAGAUAAUUAACUCCAGUAGAUCACAAACGAACUUCUAAAGUUCGAAAUGUUUCUAUGGCUUGA
Messenger RNA from Paramecium primaurelia, 722 nucleotides. Lineage: Eukaryota; Ciliophora; Oligohymenophorea; Peniculida; Parameciidae. The record is from the annotation of a GenBank genome assembly.